AUGCUGCCGAGACUGGGCGGCCCCGCACUGCCGCUGCUCCUGCCGCUGCUGCUGCUGCUGCUGCCGCCGCUGCUGGGCGCGGGCGGCGGUGCGCGCGCCGAGGUGCUGUUUCGCUGCCCGGUCUGCACGCCUGAGCGCCUGGCCGCCUGCGGGCCCCCACCGCCCGCCGCGGGGUCCGGGCCUGACGGCGAUGGCCGUGCGCCCUGUGCCGAGCUGGUCCGCGAGCCGGGCUGCGGCUGCUGCUCCGUAUGCGCGCGGUUGGAGGGCGAGGCGUGCGGCGUCUACACCCCGAGCUGCGCCAAAGGGCUGCGCUGCUACCCCCAUCCCGGCUCCGAGUUGCCCCUGCAGGCGCUGGUCCAGGGCGAGGGCACUUGCAGAAAGUACCGGGACGCAGAGUACGGCGCCAUCCCCGAGCAGGUUGCAGACAACGGCGAUGACCACUCCGAGGGAGACCUGGCCGAGAACCACGUGGAUGGGACCAUGAACAUGCUGGUGGUUGGAGGCACUGCUGGCCGGAAGCCCCUUAAGUCGGGCAUGAAGGAGCUGGCUGUGUUCCGGGAGAAGGUGUCUGAGCAGCACCGGCAAAUGGGCAAGGGUGGCAAACAUCACCUGGGCCUGGAAGAGCCCAAGAAGCUGCGGCCACCACCGGCCAGGACUCCCUGCCAGCAGGAGCUGGACCAGGUCCUGGAGCGGAUCUCCACCAUGCGCCUGCCUGAUGAGAGGGGACCUCUGGAGCACCUCUAUUCCCUGCACAUCCCCAACUGCAACAAGCAUGGGCUGUACAACCUCAAACAGUGCAAGAUGUCUCUGAAUGGGCAGCGUGGAGAAUGCUGGUGUGUCAACCCCAACACCGGGAAGCUGAUCCCUGGUGCCCCCACCAUCCGAGGGGACCCCGAGUGCCACCUCUUCUACAACGAGCAGCAGGAGGCCCAAGGCCAGCGGAUGCAGUAA
Molecule: messenger RNA, 951 nt
Organism: Elephantulus edwardii (Cape elephant shrew)
Lineage: Eukaryota; Metazoa; Chordata; Mammalia; Macroscelidea; Macroscelididae
Gene: IGFBP2
Product: insulin-like growth factor binding protein 2, 36kDa
Exons: 4
Coding region: 1-951 (316 amino acids)
Biological process (GO): regulation of insulin-like growth factor receptor signaling pathway
Cellular component (GO): extracellular region
Molecular function (GO): insulin-like growth factor II binding; insulin-like growth factor I binding
Source: RefSeq, a predicted model, not a curated record